UGUAUUUUCCAUUUUGAAAUGUAGAAAAUUACCAAAGAAAUGGAUGAUUUUCUACAAAAAUUGAGACAGAAGGUCAAAAUCGGAGUAGUAGGUGGCUCGGACUUGGAGAAAGUGCAGGAACAACUGGGAAAUGACGUGGUUGAAAAAUAUGAUUAUGUGUUUCCAGAAAAUGGCUUGGUAGCAUACAAAGAUGGGAAACUCUUGGGUAAACAGAAUAUUCAAGGUCACUUGGGUGAGGCCCUAAUCCAAGACUUAAUCAACUACUGUCUGAGCUACAUUGCAAAAAUUAAACUCCCGAAGAAGAGGGGUACUUUCAUUGAAUUCCGAAACGGAAUGUUAAAUGUGUCCCCUAUUGGAAGAAGCUGCAGCCAAGAAGAACGCAUUGAGUUCUAUGAACUCGACAAAAAAGAAAAUAUAAGACAAAAAUUUGUAGCAGAUCUGCGAAGAGAGUUUGCAGGAAAAGGCCUCACGUUUUCCAUAGGAGGCCAGAUCAGCUUUGAUGUUUUUCCUGAUGGAUGGGACAAGAGGUAUUGCCUGGGACAUGUGGAAAAUGACGGCUAUAAGACCAUUUAUUUCUUUGGAGACAAAACCAUGCCAAAAAGAUGAUGUUCUUGCUGUGUGUAAAUAGUCAU
Messenger RNA from Phyllostomus hastatus (greater spear-nosed bat), 632 nucleotides. RefSeq names its product phosphomannomutase 2 (gene PMM2). Gene Ontology annotation, biological process: GDP-mannose biosynthetic process; protein N-linked glycosylation; mannose metabolic process. The record is from RefSeq and is a predicted model, not a curated record. Gene Ontology annotation, cellular component: cytosol. Lineage: Eukaryota; Metazoa; Chordata; Mammalia; Chiroptera; Phyllostomidae. The transcript is spliced from 7 exons. The coding region runs from base 40 to 606 and encodes 188 amino acids. Gene Ontology annotation, molecular function: phosphomannomutase activity.